Molecule: messenger RNA, 2029 nt
Organism: Cladocopium goreaui
Lineage: Eukaryota; Dinophyceae; Suessiales; Symbiodiniaceae
Source: the annotation of a GenBank genome assembly
AUGCCGGCUGGUCCUUCACCUGCUCGUGAACUCUUUGAGAAGUUGGCGGAUGACUUCAGGUUCGAUCGUCUGGUGGUGGACCAUAUCUUGGACCUGAAGCUGGAAAGCCUGAGAGUCCGAGCUGGAGAAGGCCCUCAUUCAUUGACGGAGUUGCCAACUUGCUUCAGCGUGGUCGAGACCUUUAAGGCAUGGUGUCACUUCAUUCCCUGGGACGGUUUCCGCUUCCCAAUCAUUGCCGACCUCCUGCAGGCUGACACUUUUAGCCGUUUGCCAGCAGGCCCUCGUCUUAUGGGAGCCCGCAUGAGCAUUGGCACGCAGACGGGUGCGGUAGCCUCAGCCAAAGCUGCCCCUUCCUUGGUGACACGGGUGCUGUCUGCACCGGGCGCCGACUGCCCCAAGGGAAAGAGUGUCGUCUGCACUGAUACAGUCAGCACUAGCAACUUGAACUCCAACCCAAGGUCGGAAGUGAGCAAUGUGGGAACCGUGUUGCAAGUGCAGAUUCUCGAGACGCCACCCAAAGAGCCGCAUCCCAAGCGGCAGGUCGACGAUGUGCUGCCUGUGGCCACACCGGUUCGCAGUUCCCUUCAAGCCAAGGCGAAGCUGUCGGAGCCAGACACUGUGGUCACCACGCCAGUCAUGAAGCAUCGUUUUUCCACACCUGGCAGGCCCUUGGCGCCCUCGCAGACGUCAUUCUCCAGGAUGUUUUUCAGUCCUGCUCCAGUGGUGAAACAGCCCGAGCCGGAGCGGAAGGCGCCAGCUCCAGUAGCAGCGGCGGGGACCGCAGCAUCGGUUCCGGCGCCGGUGCCGGCGUCGGUGAUGGCAACCAAGGAUGAAAAGAUGGCGAAAUCUCCUGAAAGUCAGCCUGCAACAGAUGGGUCUGUUGGGGAGACGACACCAGUCACUCCAGUGUCAUUGCACAAGAUCUCAGCAGCUAUCUUUGGCAAUCGGGGGGCAGUGGAGUGCUUCAGGGGCCGCGUUCGCUAUCGCAGGGGACCAACCGCAAAGGCAGAAGCCACUGCUAAAGCCAAAGCGAAGAACACGAAGGAACAGGUUGGCCGGCCAAGAGGAAAAAGAAGAAACCUUGCUGUCAAGGUUGUUGGAAGAAAAGCCAUGGCCAAAGCGAAAGCAAAAAGUGCUUCAAAGGCCGCUGUGAUGAGAGGCAAAGCUAUGAAGGCGGUUUCAGCUAGGCGAAGACGAGCAAGACCUGUCCCAGAGGUAUCUCGUGAAGAUCCAAUGGAAGUUGUGAAGGACCAGGCGGACCCGGCGGACCUGGCGGACCCGGCGGACCAGGCUGGAGGUCGGCCGAUGCGAAUGAUACUGGCUGGAAAGGAUGCCUUGAAGACUGCCAGUCGCAAAGCACCAGAGAUUCCGCCGCCGAGGAUUCGCAGCGCAGCAGCAGCAGCAGAUGAAGGCAAAGAAAGCGAGGAUGAACUGCCCCUGAGCCGCCUCAUUGAGCAAAAGGCACCGGUAUCAAAAGUGCCUGCUCCCACUUCGUGGUCUGAGCAGCUUUCGUAUCCCUUGGAAAGUGCCAAGUUCCCGAUCCGUAUCUAUCCCAUGGGCCAGGCGCCCCAGGACGAAGAUGAUCCAUGGUCCUCGUGCUCGGAGCCCGAGGAUGACGAUCUGCUGGACGCGGGAAAGGGCUGCGUCACAGAGUUGGUUUGGUGCAGAGAAAGCUUCUAGAGGUACCAAAGUACAACCGGGUGCAGUUCUGAGGCACCAGGAUUUGCAGAUGUUCGGCGAGUUUUUGUAGUAGUAACAUGUAGUAACCUUCUGAGGGGGGGCACCUGAUUUGGCAGGGAACCGUGGGGAACCCAUUUUAGGAGGGUUCUUCGCAUCUUGAUCCUAUCGUGGUACCUACGACACGAUGUGCUGGGGGGAAGUCUUCGCGCCGCUUCGUUUGGCAGGUGAGAUCUGUGCGCCAAAUCUCACCCGCAGUGGAGCAGUUGAGCAUGUGAGAUUUUGAGUCACUUAAUGACAGGCAAUUGGUAAUCAGCAAGAGCUUGGAAAUCCGAGGGAUGGUCUGAGUUCA